GACUUCAAAUCCUACCUCCGCAUGGUGCCACAGAUGUUCUAUGAGUUGCUUGACCGAGUUGGCCCCCGCAUUGCCAAGACCACAACGCAUCGAACCCCCUUGGAUCCUGGGCUGAAGCUGGCGAUCACCUUGAGGUUCUUGGCGACCGGAAGCAGCUAUCAUGAUCUGGCGUUCGCGUUUCGUGUCCCACACAACACCAUCUCUCUGUUCGUCCCCGAGGUCUGUCAGGCCAUCUACGACGAAUACGAGGACGAGAUGUGGGCCACUCCCCAGACAGAAGAUGAGUGGCGCCCGGUAGCCGAGGGAUUCGGAGACAGAUGGAACUUUCCCCACUGUUGUGGCGCGAUCGAUGGGAAACAUGUCGCCAUCAAGAAGCCCCCCAAGAGCGGCUCACUUUACUACAACUACAAAGGCUUCUUUUCCAUCGUCAUGCUUGCAGUGGUAAACUCUGACUACAAGUUCAUCUGGGCGGAUGUGGGGUCACCAGGGUCGUAUUCCGACGCCGGCAUCUUUAACCGGUCGCGACUGGAGCCAGGUCUGCGUGAGGGAACGAUCGGACUACCCCAGCCGGAUCCCCUACCAAAUGACGACCAGGACACACCCUACUACAUGGUCGGAGACGACGCCUUCCCCCUACGGCCAUACAUGAUGAAGCCUUACCCUCAUCGGCACCUGAAACGGGACGAGCGGAUCUACAACUACCGGUGUUCCAGGGCACGCCGUGUGGUUGAAAACGCGUUUGGUAUAUUCGCCAAUCGCUUCAGAUGUCUGCUAACAACCCUGGGAUUGAGACCGUCGAAAGUUACCAAGAUCGUCAAGGCCUGCAUGACCCUUCACAACCUCAUGAGGACUCGUUACCCCAACCUUCAGAAUGCUGACCUCGACCGGGAAGAUGAGCAGGGACAGAUCAUCGCGGGUGCAUGGCGAGACCAAGCCGUGCUCGAAGAUGUGCAAGCAGCAGGGCACGGGCCAAGAUUGACCCGACCAGGCAAAGAACUGCGCGCAUACCUCAAGAAUUACUUUUGCAGUCCUGCCGGGAGUGUGCCAUGGCAAGAUGUGGCAAUAAACCAGCAGUAACUUGUGUCUAAUAUUGUUACAGUAUACCGGAUGCAGCCACAGACAUUCCAUUAUUCUUCUCAGGACUUAACGCAUUUUUGAUGUGUUAUACUUUCCAUUAUUCAGUAUGUUGUUUGCAAAUAAAUCUGUUAUUGGGUAAUCUUAAAACAUUGCCUUUACUCUUUUUAAUUUGAACACUAGUAAUAAAUGCCAAAAGAAAUCAAACCUGUUUGAAAGAAUAAAUCAAUAUUAAAAUACACCAGUAUGAAUAAGAUGAGAUGUGUGUAAAUAAUACAACAGCAACACAUUCAUUGUGAUUGAAUUAUUUUUAAUCAAAGAAUAAUCGUCAUUGUAUCUUUUCUUUCACCUUUAAAAACUAACCUUUCAUAAAGAAAAACACUUGUAUCAACCAAUAUGAUUAGCUUUGUAAUUUUGUAAUAGGCUUCAAAUGAUUGCCCAUUAAUAUGUUUUCACCUUUUAAAAAGUAUGUGUUUUUUCAUAAUGAGGAAGGAUCUCCAUUGUUUACAUAUCAGAUAAAGUCUUACGAAAUAUUAAUUUUUACUUGAGUACUGUUUAACUUUUGAUCUAUGCAACUUUGUUAAAAUUAACCAAUUUUUAUGGUGUGUUCUAUAAAACCUUCUAAAUGACAUUUUCUUUCCUUCUAAAUUAACUUUGUUUUACCUUUUGAGUUCUCAGUUUAUUGCUCUAAGAUGUUAAAAAGAUAAAAACAAUAAAGACAACGACAGAACUUUAGUUUUCAUACCUUGGAUGUUACCACAUACACAAUAAAUAUGGCAAUAAACAUAAACUGGCACGGGACACCGGCCGAUACUCGGUCGUACACCGGCCGAUGCGUAUUCCGAUGUGGUAAGGAUGGGGCUGCGAUGAGGGAGCUCGGUGAGAGCCCGUCGAAUUUUUAACUCCGAAGUUAAAUUUCGCCGAGCUGCCACCGAUGCGGUUUUUAGCCCCAAACGCCGGCCGGUGACCACGGGAGUCCGGCCGGUGUCCGGCUAAAAUCGCAUCGCUGGCUCAUCGGAACCUCAUCGGCCGGGCUAUGUGACCUAGGCA
This is a messenger RNA of Lytechinus variegatus (green sea urchin), 2124 nucleotides long. Its product is annotated as putative nuclease HARBI1. The transcript has 2 exons. The record is from RefSeq and is a predicted model, not a curated record. The coding region runs from base 22 to 1077 and encodes 351 amino acids. NCBI's taxonomy places the organism in Eukaryota, Metazoa, Echinodermata, Echinoidea, Temnopleuroida, Toxopneustidae.